This is a messenger RNA of Opisthocomus hoazin, 1367 nucleotides long. NCBI's taxonomy places the organism in Eukaryota, Metazoa, Chordata, Aves, Opisthocomiformes, Opisthocomidae. The record is from RefSeq and is a predicted model, not a curated record.
AUCAUGACCGAAGUCCUCCUCUCUGCUGCUCUGAACGGAACUGAAGCCAACCUGUUGUCCAGCAGCGGCUGGUCUGCCGGAAACGCCACCACUAAGUGCUCCCUCACCAAAACUGGCUUCCAGUUCUAUUACCUGCCCACCGUCUACAUUCUGGUCUUCAUCACCGGGUUUUUGGGCAACAGCGUGGCCAUCUGGAUGUUCGUCUUCCAUAUGAGGCCCUGGAGCGGCAUCUCAGUUUACAUGUUCAACUUGGCACUGGCCGAUUUCUUGUACGUCUUGACUCUGCCCGCCCUCAUCUUUUACUACUUCAACAAGACGGACUGGAUCUUCGGAGACAUCAUGUGCAAGCUGCAGAGGUUCAUCUUCCACGUCAACCUAUACGGCAGUAUCUUGUUUCUAACGUGCAUAAGCGUGCACAGGUACACGGGAGUGGUGCACCCCUUGAAGUCGCUGGGGAGGCUGAAGAAGAAGAAUGCCGUCUACAUCAGCACCCUGGUCUGGGUCGUCGUGGUGGCCGUGAUUUCUCCCAUACUCUUCUACUCGGGAACGGGGAUACGGAGAAAUAAGACCACGACGUGCUACGACACGACAGCCGAUGAUUACCUGAGAAGUUACUUCGUUUACAGCAUGUGCACCACGGUGCUGAUGUUCUGCAUCCCGUUCAUUCUGAUUCUUGGUUGCUAUGGGCUCAUUGUGAAAGCUUUGGUUUACAAAGAUUUGGACAACUCUCCCCUCAGGAGAAAGUCGAUUUACCUGGUUAUUAUUGUGUUAACGGUCUUUGCGGUGUCUUACCUUCCCUUCCACGUGAUGAAGACCUUAAAUCUGAGAGCCAGGCUGGAUUUUCAGACUCCGCAAAUGUGUGCCUUCAACGAUAAGGUUUAUGCCACUUACCAGGUGACGAGGGGUCUGGCCAGCCUCAACAGCUGCGUCGACCCUAUCCUUUACUUUCUGGCUGGUGACACCUUUCGAAGGCGGCUUUCCAGGGCGACCAGGAAAUCGUCCAGAAGAAGCGAACACAACGUGCAGUCCAAAAGCGAGGAAAUGACUCUCAAUAUUUUAUCUGAGUACAAACAGAACGGAGACACGAGUUUGUGAGCGGAUGCAAAGGAUUUGGGAACGGUCUGACGAAAUCCUCCGCUUUGAGACAGUGGGACGCUGUAGUGCUGCAAGUGUGUGAGGAAAACCUUCCAGCCUCUCAGAUUCCUUGUAGGUAAAGCCUCGUUUUCUGAUCUUAGAAAAAGAUUAACAAGGUCAGCAGAAGAAUUUUAGUGGAAAAUAACACGUCAAUACUCAGCUUUCCUUCUCCUUGCAAUACUCUCAUUUCUUUCUGACUGGUGUCAGAUAAAGUAAAAUGAAGUAAAUCCCCU